Ectocarpus siliculosus is the source of this 4456-nucleotide messenger RNA. NCBI's taxonomy places the organism in Eukaryota, Phaeophyceae, Ectocarpales, Ectocarpaceae. The record is from the annotation of a GenBank genome assembly.
AUGUCUUCCCGUGGCGGCGGUCGUGGUGGGAGAGGACGAGGAGAUUUUAGGGGUGGAGGACGAGGAGGAGGAGGAGGCGGCCGUGGUGGGGACUCGUACAGGGGUGGCGGGCGCGGCGGAGGGAGAGGAGGAGGUCGAGGAGAUUUCCGGGGCGGUGGGCGUGGAGGGGGCAGAGGCGGUGGAGGGGGGCGGUUCGGCGGAGCGCAAGAGGAUGCCCGCUUCCGAAACGUUCCUCGGGUGCACGAGAUCCCCAUCGUGAACGUACCCGGAAAGCCACUCCCCCCCCCAGCGCCCGUCAGCAGGACCGCCCUCGCGGAAACCCCUGUUGACGACAUCAUCCUCCCGCACCGGCCGAACUACGGCAAGAUGGGCAAGCAGGUGGUGGUGACGGCCAACCACUACAAGGCGGACUACAACAGCAAGCAGCUGCUGUACCAGUACGACGUCAGCCUCGAGGGCUUCGAGAAGACCGCGCUGCCCGCGGCCAAGCUCCGCGCCAUCUUCCAGAAGUUCAAGGAGCAGCACUCCGCCUCUUCCCUCGGAGGCAUCGCCUUCACCUACGACGGCCGCUCGGUCAUGAUCACGGCGAGGCCGCUGCCCUUCCCCGCAGAGGGCGCGUCUUUCGUGGUGGUAUUCGAGCCGGCCACCGAGAAGAGGGAGGCGAACAACUUCACCGUCAUCCUCAAGCAGGUGGCGCAGCGGAGGCUCGCCGACCUGGCCGUCUUCUUCAGCGGGCAAACGAGCCAGAACGCGUACGACUGCAUCACGGCACUGGACAUCUCGCUCCGGCACGCCCCCUCGAUGAAGCUCACGUGCGUCGGCCGCAGCUUCUUCACGCCUGACAUGCCCUCUCCCAUCUCUGGGGGUGCGGAGGUGUGGCUCGGCUACUACCAGUCCCUCAGGGCCACGCAGGCCGGGCUCACGCUCAACGUGGACAUGAGCGCGAUGGCCUUCGUGCGGAGCAUGCCCAUGAUGGACUUCGUGUGCGAGCUGCUAGGCGUCCGUGACCCCGGUCAACUCAGCCGCGGCAUCCGGCCGUACGACCGCCGCAAGCUGGAGACAGCCCUCAAGGGGGUCAACGUCGAGGUCACGCACCGAAAGUCCAACCGGCAGUACCGCGUGAGCGCGCUGUCGAAGAUCGGGGCGGACCAGCUGACCUUCCCUGACCAGGAGAGCGGUAGGGACGAGAUCGUCGCCAGGUACUUCGGCGAGAAGUACUUCAAGCUCAGGUACCCGUCCCUGCCGUGCGUGCGCAUCGGGUCUGCGUCCAAGCACAACUACAUCCCCAUGGAAGUGUGCCAGAUCGCCCAGGGACAGAAGGUGGCCAAGCUCGACGAGAAGCAGACGGCGGACAUGAUCAAGAUCACGUGCCAGAGGCCGGACGUCCGCCAGGGCGCCAUCCACCAACAGUUUAACAACAUCAACGCCGACAUGAACAAGAGCUGCGAGCAGUUCGGGAUCCGCAUCACCAACAAGCAGAUCCAGACCCAGGCUCGGAUCCUCCCCCCGCCCUGCAUCCAGUACAACAAGGCUGGGCGGCAGCAGACCGAGCAGCCGCAGUGCGGCUCCUGGAACCUCCGCGACAAGAAGAUGUUCGACAACAAGAAGCUGGUCAGCUGGGCGGUUGUCUGCUUCACGCAGGAGCGAGACCUGCAGCUACAGGGGGCGGAGCACUUCGUGUCGGAGCUAGUGAAGGUCAUGGGCACCCACGGGAUGGACGUCAGCCCCGAAGCGAGGAGGCCGCCGAUCCUCAUGGCGGACAGCGUGGCGGCCAACAACCAGCGCGUGGACGACGCCACCUACGCCAGGAACGCCCUCACGGCCGCCAGGGACGCAGCCAGGAAGAAGUUCAAGGUGGACUGCCAGCUGAUCCUGGUGCCGAAGCCCACCCAAGACUCGAAGGACUACGGCGAGAUCAAGCUCGCUUCGGACACCGUGCUCGGUAUCCCGAGCCAGUGCGUGUUGCUGAAGCACGUCCACACGGCGAAGAUCCAGUACCUGGCGAACCUUUGCCUCAAAAUCAACGCCAAGCUCGGCGGCCGCAACGCCGUGCCGAGGGACAAGCUUCCCUUCGUGCAAGACGCUCCCACGAUCGUCUUCGGCGCCGACGUGAACCACCCCGGCGCCGGGAACGUGUCCAAGCCGUCGAUCGCCGCCGUCGUGGCCAGCAUGGACCGAUGGGUCUCGAGGCACGGGUCGUGCGUCGCGGUGCAGGAGCACCGGAAGGAGGUUAUCCAGGACCUGGCGUCGAUGGUGAAGAACCUGCUGAUCUCGUUCUACCGCGUCAACAACGCCAAGCCUGCCCGCAUCAUCUUCUUCCGCGACGGCGUUAGCGAGGGGCAGUUCCGGGAGGUCCUCCGCUACGAGGUCCGAGCGAUCGAGCAGGCGUGCGCGGCCUUGGAGGUGGGUUACCGUCCUACCAUCACCUUCAUCGUCGUACAGAAGCGCCACCACACCCGCCUCUUCCAGCCCAACAGGGAUGACCAGGACAAGUCCGGCAACGUGUUCCCCGGGACCGUGGUGGAGACUGGCAUCUGCCACCCCAUGGAGUGGGACUUCUACCUCAUGUCCCACGGAGGCCUGCAGGGAACCUCUCGCCCGGCCAAGUACCACGUGCUCUGGGACGAGAACGCGUUCGACUCGGACUCUCUCCAGCUGCUGUGCUACCACCUGUGCUUCAUGUACUGCCGGUGCACCCGCAGCGUGUCCAUCCCGCCGGCGGUGUACUACGCCCACCUGGUCGCUUUCCGCGCCCAGUUCUUCGUCAACGUGGGAGACGACUCCUCCUCCGAGUCGUCCUCAGUCGUGCAAGGCAGGGACGGCGGCGCCAGGGAGAUCGACUGGGCCCGCUGCUUCAGCUCGGUGCACCAGAGCCUGACCAACGUCAUGUACUUCGUCUGAGCCCUCACCGUGACCGGCAGUCGUCUGGAAGCAAGGCGUACGUUUUGUUCUCGGAUCGGGUGCACAGCAGCAGCUGCUGUCUUUGUGAGAGUAGGUCUGUUCGGAAGGUCCCCCUGAAUGCGGCGUUGUUUUGAAACGGCCCGGGCUGCUGGAGACUCUGUUGUUGUCAUAUCGGUCGGUCCCCCCUGUGGAGUGAAGUUGACGGUACCGGACUGCUGUGGCCUGUUUGGUCCAAUGUCGGGGUCAACCUGAUUUGUCUCUUCUGGUCUCUCGCUUGGUAUCAUGGGAUCUGUUGCUGCCUGAUCCAAGCGUUUAUUCUCUCCGACUCUGACGCGCCGAGCAGUUGGUUGGUCGACGCGUUGGGGGCUGCUGAGAUGCCGCUUGGUCUCGCAAGGAGAGAGCGGGCUUGGUUUUCUUGGCGUCCUUGCGUCCGGUGUGAGCAAGCGAUUCAUGGAGUGUACUACAGCUGUAGGGUAGUGUCACCGUAGGUCAUCUUGUACGAUCGUAGAUCAUCUUGUAUCACUCAGCCGGGGGAAACAUGCAGCAAUCAGCACUACCGAGAGGAGGAAUGGAGGACGGUCGUCACGCCUUGAUCCGGAUCUGAUCCGUGAAAACGCUAGGGCCGUUCACCGGUCGCCGGAGCAAUCUUUCGGCGGCGACCACCCCCUCUCCGUGUUUGUGCGUGUGCUGCCGAUGUCUGUCUUGUUUGUUUAGGUUGAUUCCGGCCCCGGCGGCUUUGAAAUGUUUUUCUGCACUUGGGUUUCCCAUAAUCCUUUCAUGUCUUCAGAGUGGUGGUGGCAAGACGGCUGAAAACGAACAGGCAGGCUAGACGACACGGUCUUGAUGCCGCGGGUAUAUAUCUAUGUAGAAGGUAACCCUUUCUUGCUCGGGGUUUGUUAUUUUUUCCUGAUCCCGGUCUUCCGCGGAUCUGAACACGAAACGACAGAGGUGGGAGGUUGCGCUGCAGUUGGGAGAGGGAGGUGUGCCACGAUGUGUGUUGUAGUGUGUUUUGUCGAUGUUGUUGUUGUUGUUCUUCUUCUUCUUCUUCUUCUUGUUCUUCUUGUUGGAGACAGAAGAGUGUGGUGCACGAUGGUACUACAGCAGUGCGCGUUACGCGCAGGGUUUUAGGUCUCGGUCCAAGGUCAAGCCAGAAUCUCAUUUUCUGCUUGACGUUAUUCCGAUUUUUCGGACGUAAGGUUCUGUCCGGCCUUCUUUCGCAAAAACCUCAUGUGCCCCAGACAUUCUUGGUGGGACUGUGCCAUGUUUGUGUAGAAACGACGGUGGGCUUUGGCAUAAAAUGAUGUAGUGGCGGCGCCGAGUUAUUGUUUUGUUCUUUUCUCUCGUGUCGUGUGACUGGGCGUGUUAUCAUAGCCCACACGUGACUAUUUAGAGAAAGUAAAGCCUGAGUGUGGACAGCAACAAGAUUUGAAAACGUUUGUUCCGUGUGUACAUCGUGUUUUUUUGUUUCCAGCUUUCGUUUGUCCUUGUUUACUUUGGUUUUUGGUAGAAGACAGAUGCAUGAACACGACCGAGCUGUUAAAAAGGUAUGAUAUUU